AUGGCACCAAGGAGGCGGCCUAUGGACGACAUUUAUGAAGCUGACGCAGCGAGGAUGCAACAACAAAUUGAUGCCCUGACAGAGCAACUUGCAGCGUUGCAACAACAGCAGCAACGCCAGCCACAUCCAAACCCACGGUCGAUGGAGGAUGAAGAAAGUAUGGAGGAGAUAGACGACAACCCUUUUGCUGGAAAUUUCCGAAGGGAUAGAGUUCGACAAGAGGUUCUUGAUUUCAAGGAGGUUCCGGAGAACAAACGAGUUUCCUUGGUGGCCACACGCUUCAGGGGAAGAGCAGCGGCUUGGUGGCAACAAAUAAAGUUAACUCGAACCAGACAGGGGAAGAGUAAGAUUGCUUCUUGGGAGAAGAUGAAGAAACAUAUGCGUAUGGCGUUCCUUCCUCAUAACUAUACACGCAUGAUGUACCAACAAUUGCAGAAUUUACGGCAAGGGACGAAGACGAUCGAUGAAUAUACCACUGAAUUCUAUCAAUUGGUGUCACGUAAUGACCUUGCUGAAAACGAAGACCAACUUGUUUCCAGGUACAUCGGGGGAUUGCAAGAACAAUAUCAAGAUACCCUGAAUUUAUUUGAUCCCUAUUCUAUUUCUGAAGCACACCAGAGAGCUAUACAAUUAGAGAAAAUGUCAAAACGUCGCUCAAGAGUUACAGGGUGGCCAGGUGGAAACACUAGUGGCAACCGUAAUCUGCCCCCAACAAACCGAAAUACGAGUAUGAAUCUACCAGGGGCAAGGUGGGCACCACCCCAAGUUGAUACGGCUGGUAAACCACCAGGAGGACAGUCAAACAGGAACCCUGGUACUAGUGGUGGGAUGCGUUGCUUCAAGUGCGGGGAAGUUGGUCAUCGCGUUGCAGAUUGCAGAAAAAGUGAUCGGAUUGGCAAGGGCCUAUUCAUAGACAGCGAAGAGAUUGUCGAAGAUGGGACUAAUGAAGUUCUGCAAGAUACUACCAAUGAUUCCGAAGUUAGUAUUUAUGACAAGGAAGAACGAGUUGCCGGCGAUGAGGGUCCUCUAUUGGUUGUGCGCAGGGCUUGCUAUACACCUCGAGAGGUUGAAAGGAAUGGGUGGUUACGAAACAACAUCUUCCAAUCCACGUGUACCAUUAGUGGGAAGGUGUGCAAGUUCGUAAUUGAUUCCGGAAGUUGUGAGAAUGUCAUUGCGGAGGACGCUGUAGCAAAAUUGGGAAUAAGUACAAGCCAACAUCCCAACCCCUACAAACUGUCAUGGCUUCAGAAAGGCAAGGAGGUAAUGGUUUCCAAGCGUUGUUUAGUCCCAUUAUCUAUUGGUUCUAAUUACAGGGACAAGGUAUGGUGUGAUGUGGUUCAGAUGGAUGCUUGCCAUAUUUUAUUAGGAAGGCCUUGGCAAUUUGACCGCGACGUAUUGCACGAUGGACGAAAGAACACUUACUCCUUUGUAUUUAACAAGAUCCGCAUUGUUCUUGAACCUCAUAGAGAAGAAGCACCAAAGCUAGCCACUGAGAAGAGUUCUAGCUUAUUGUCUAUGCACCGGUUCUUGGAGGAGGUGGUUGAAACGGGAAUGGUGUUCGUACUAGUAGGAAAAGACAGUGCUAUAGAGAAUAAGAUCCCUGAGCCUGUGAAGGCUCUAAUUGCAGAGUUCCAUGAUGUAUUUCCCAAGGAGUUACCCCCAAUGUUACCACCCAUGCGAGACAUACAACAUCAAAUUGAUUUGCUUCCAGGAUCAAAUUUGCCAAAUAGACCCCACUACCGCAUGAGUCCAAAAGAGCAUGAGGAACUUCGCCGACAAGUGGAGGAAUUGUUAGCCAAAGGACACAUCCGAGAAAGCCUCAGUCCAUGUGCCGUACCUGCACUAUUGACCCCCAAGAAAGAUGGCUCGUGGCGCAUGUGCGUCGAUAGUAGAGCAAUUAAUAAGAUCACCAUCCGAUAUAGGUUCCCCAUACCUCGGUUGGAUGACUUAUUAGAUCAGUUAAGUGGAGCAACCGUGUUUAGCAAAUUGGAUCUGAAAAGUGGUUACCACCAGAUUCGGAUUCGGGAAGGUGAUGAAUGGAAGACAGCCUUCAAAACUCGAGAGGGGCUUUACGAGUGGCUAGUCAUGCCAUUUGGUUUAUCAAACGCUCCCAGUACUUUUAUGCGUGUGAUGAACCAACUAUUUCGGCCUUUUAUCGGGAAGUUUGUUGUUGUUUAUUUUGAUGAUAUUUUGGUUUAUAGCGCUAAUAAUGAAUUGCACCUUCAGCACUUGCGCCAGGUUCUAUCAGUGACGUUGCAAUAA
Messenger RNA from Camellia sinensis, 2262 nucleotides. The record is from RefSeq and is a predicted model, not a curated record. Lineage: Eukaryota; Viridiplantae; Streptophyta; Magnoliopsida; Ericales; Theaceae.